Molecule: messenger RNA, 1599 nt
Organism: Thyridium curvatum
Lineage: Eukaryota; Fungi; Ascomycota; Sordariomycetes; Thyridiales; Thyridiaceae
Exons: 2
Coding region: 1-1599 (532 amino acids)
Biological process (GO): carbohydrate transport; transmembrane transport
Cellular component (GO): membrane
Molecular function (GO): carbohydrate:proton symporter activity
Source: RefSeq, a predicted model, not a curated record
AUGCAGGACAGUAGAGCAGAAGCGGUGCAUCGAGAGCGGCGAGCUGAGAUUGACAAUGCCGCUGCCGUAGCCACUGACGAUGAGCACUCGCUCACGGUAAGAGAGGCCUUCAGACGAUAUCCGAAAGCCGUGUUCUGGGCUAUUGCCAUGUCUUUCACGAUUGUCAUGGAGGGUUACGAUACCAUCCUCCUCAGCAGCUUCUUCGCCUUUCCGCCCUUUGCAAAGAAGUAUGGAACGUAUCACCCGGAGAUCGACCGGUACGUGAUUUCGGGAUCAUGGCAAGUAGGGCUCGGCAUCGCCUCCCAGUGCGGUGCUGUCAUUGGCCUGGCCAUCAACGGGUACGUGACGGAGUGGUACGGCCACCGCAUGGUCACCAUCUGGGGCUUGAUCAUCAUGUCCGGCCUUAUUUUCAUAUCCUUCUUCGCACCUUCGGUAGAGGUUCUAUGCGUCGGGCAGCUCCUGGUCGGCAUCCCCUGGGGAGUGUUCAGUAUCCAGGGCAGUGCCUACAGUUCCGAGAUAUGUCCCUUGGCCGUCCGUGGGUAUCUGACGUCUUUCGUUAACAUCUGCUGGGUUCUCGGGCAGCUCAUUUGCGCGGGCGUUCUUCAGGGGCUGGUGAACAACUCCACGGAGUGGGCAUACAGGAUCCCCUUUGCCAUACAGUGGGCGUGGCCAGUGCCCCUGAUCAUCGUGGCUUUCUUUGCACCAGACUCGCCAUGGUGGUUGAUCCGCCGUGGGAGAGCAGAUGAUGCGCUCAAGUCUCUCAAGAGACUCUCAACAGGGCUUUCCGAAGAGGAAGUUCAGCAGAAGGUUGCGAUGAUGGUCCAUACCAACGACUUUGAAGUCGCUGUGCAAACCGAGUCAUCUUACGUGGACUGCUUCAAAGGCACAAACCUGAGGCGAACGGAGAUAGCAUGCAUGACGCUGUCGGCUCAGAGCCUCCCCGGUCAAGCCCUCUGUUACUCAGCCAGCUUCUUCUUCACGCAGGCUGGCCUGUCGGCGGGCGAUGCUUACAAGCUCAACUUCGGGAGUAUGGGCGUAGCGUUUGUGGCAACCAUGAUCUCUUGGGGUCUGAUGACGUUCUUUGGUCGUCGCACGCUCAUCAUCACGGGACUUGGUCUCCUGACCAUCGACCUGCUCGUCAUCGGCCUCCUAGACUUUGCAAAGAACCAAGAGACGGCAAAAUGGGCGCAGGCCGCCCUGGCCAUCGUCUGGCUCGGGAUCUACUCUGCCACUCUCGGGCCGCAGUCCUUCGCACUCGCGGCUGAGGUCAGUGCCACGCGCCUGCGGAUCCAGACGAUCUGCGUAGCGCGCAAUGCGUACAACGUGGUCAACAUCAUCAACAACACCAUCGAGCCCUACCUGAUCAACCCGACAGAGGCGAACCUGCGAGGCAAGACGGCGCUGUUCUGGUUCGGCCUGGCCUUCCUCACGACCGUGUGGAGUGUGUUUCGCUUGCCCGAGACGCGCGGGAGGACGUACGAGGAGCUCGAUGUGUUGUUCGAGAAGCGGAUCCCGGCCUGGAAGUUCUCGUCGACGUCGUUGGAUGUCAUUGCCGAGACGGAGAUGAUUCAGUCUUCAGAUAAGAAAUUGGCUGGUUGA